ACAAUCAGAUGAGUUACGCGCUCGUAUGCCUCAUUGGAUACUAUGUCUGGUACAUCUAUUUCGGUUUGACUUUUUAUAGUUUCAAAUUCUAUGGCCCCCCGUGGGGUACCACUCAUCUGGCACAACUAUUCCAGUUUGAGUUUUUAUAGUUUCAAAUUCUUUGUGCGAACAAGUACAGCUGUACCUGUAGCACGAUGACGAAAUGCUGGAAUAAAAAGUUCAAUGUAAGCACAACAGAACUGAAUGUAAACAAAUCUUCAACAUAGAACAAUUGAAUCGUAACACAUCAGGUAUUUGGUUUUGCAGUGCAGGUACGGCUUGGCCCAACACCUCUUUCGCAACCGUGUAAACAAUGGUCCGACACAGAAUGCAGCGGGUGAUAAUAACGCAGCUUCUGCUGAGCAGGGUCAAACUGUAAAUGCUGCUUCUGGUAAUGCUUGGAACACCUUGUCGACGCCAUUGCUCGACGCACGGCCUGACUUGGAGCGGGGAGCAUCAUCCAGUAGCGCGAUGCCCCAUGCACCUCAACCUUCACAACAAGGGCAUUUUGCAACUCCAUCCUAUGCCAGUGAGGGAUUCUUCAUUCAGCACAGUCCGCGUGACGCCGUCAGCUCCAGCGCCAUGAGUCCUCGAAGUUCCGCGGCCACCAGUCCUCGCGGGGAGCCUUAUUCUUCUGCUUCUGCGAGUCUCGACGUUGGCGCUUCCAUUGGAAGCGGAGUCUCGAUUACGAGUGCUCCAGACUGCCUAUUCUCCGGUCAUGCCGGACGAGCAUCUUCAAAACGAGCAUCACAAACAUCUUUAGGAGGUCCAAUUGGAGGUAUCGAAUGCAAGAAGAGCCCACGACCUGUUCAGAAUUCCAGAGUUCAACUUGAGACACCAUUCGUUCUGCGGAAUUGGAGUAGGACGUCGCACCCAGUCAGCAGUCGCAGCCCAUCUUCAGAAGAGGCGGGACCACACUUUCGCUUGAAUGUUGAAGAAUUAUCCCAACCAGAAAAGGGUGAUUGUCCUCUGAACUUACAACUUAGAAGCAGAACUUCUUGAGAAGAAGGAGGCUGGUAAUUCUUGCUUUUUUUAGCUCCUAGAGUUUGGACACCCAGUACAUUAAGUUGUACUUUUUUUUACCAUUCGACCUACAAGAAUAAACCGGUCGCGUAUCGUGUGCAUGUGUAGAGUAUAAACUGAUUUUAUGAAGAUUGACAAGAUAUAUUUAUACCUCAACAAAAUUCUGGAAUUGGACCCUACCUUGGACCACAUAGAGAAUUUUUCGACUUUAUUCCUCCAGCUGCAUGUAUUGGAUUAUUUUCUUUUCAGUGGAUCCUUUUCAUUGGAUUAGAAUUGGUAUGCUCAACAUAAUUUCAAGAAACUUGAUUUUUUCUGCUAGAAAAUAUCCAAAAGUUAUUUGACCUUUCGCGUUCGCUGUGAACUAGUUGAAGACCAUCCAUGUGUUGUGGCUUUUUGUUUCACGCGCAUAGGUAAACUAGAUUUUGAUUUUUUGUGAUAACUCCUGUCGUCAAAGUAAGGUAGGAUUUCAAAUGGAUUUCGUUUUAGCUGAAUUCCUCUAACUGGAAUCACUCUUCAAGGACAUAUGUUGAUUCGACACUGCCUGAGUACUUUGUUUCUUUAUGAAGAUUGAGUUUUUUGUUUUGCCGUGGGUGGAUUCUGUGAACCAACUACCCUUAUUUUCUCGAUUGCGUCUUUUUUGAAUUGAAAACGAACCAACAAUAAUACACAAUAGUCUUAUCUACAACUCAGGGUGUAGAUUUAGCAAGUUGUUAGAUAGUUCCGCUUUCCUUUGAUUCUUACUUUGCUUUUUCUAUUUAUGCAGCUGAUUCCUGAAGAAUCCUUUGCUAAUUGUUUGUAGCUGAUUCCUGAAGAAUCCUUUGCUAAUUGUUUGUACUACCUAAUUUGAAAGAGACCGCGUUUUUGGCUAUGUUGUAUAGAGCAUGAUGUGCCGCCGAGUCGUGGGUUCUAGCAUCACAGUCUAAGAACCAAGCAGAAAGUAUCUGUUCAAAACUGUGUAGAUGGUUAUUGUAAUAACCAAGAAUAGAAGAAAACUGUGGAGCUCCACGUCCCGAUACCACCUGUUGGAAAAAAUAUCUUCGAAAUCAUCAUCAAACAUCUUCAGCAGCCGCUGAUGUCUGCUAGUUUUCCUAGUGGACCCACACCUAACCUAACCUACAAGGAACAAGAAGAGUUUUUUUGACGAGAGUGUGUUUGUUCGUAACAAGGAGCCCUGGCCGCUGCCUGUCGCAAGCCAGAAAUCUCUUAAUCUUAAUC
This is a messenger RNA of Amoebophrya sp. A25, 2277 nucleotides long. The record is from the annotation of a GenBank genome assembly. Lineage: Eukaryota; Dinophyceae; Syndiniales; Amoebophryaceae.